Messenger RNA from Triplophysa dalaica, 971 nucleotides. It is a transcript of the gene cabp4, whose product is annotated as calcium binding protein 4. The transcript is spliced from 7 exons. Bases 1 to 693 code for a protein of 230 amino acids. Lineage: Eukaryota; Metazoa; Chordata; Actinopteri; Cypriniformes; Nemacheilidae. Gene Ontology annotation, molecular function: calcium ion binding. The record is from RefSeq and is a predicted model, not a curated record.
AUGUCUCAGAGGAGUAAAGCAUCUACUAAGGAAAGCCCCUCCUCUGGUCCUCAGUCCUCAUCAGAUGCAUCAACUCCACGCUCUGCUCUUCGCAACUCCUCCAAAGAUUCCAAAAACUCAAGUAACAAGGACUCGCCUGGUAACCAAGGGCAACGCAGCAGCAGAUCCUUCAGCCAGAAUUCAGCCAUCGCAGCUGCAUACACACAAUACCUCAAUGCUCUAUUUGGACAGGACAGAGAUUUACUACCAGAGGAAUUAGACGAGCUCCAUGUAGCGUUUAAAGAGUUUGAUUAUGAUCAGGACGGAUACCUGCACUAUAAAGAUGUUGCGGACUGCAUGAGAACUAUGGGAUACAUGCCGACAGAAAUGGAACUGAUUGAGAUCAUUCAGCAAAUCAAAAUGAAAUGGGGGGGACAUGUGGACUUCGAUGAUUUUUGUGAACUAAUGGGACCCAGGAUGUUGGCUGAGACUGCACAUAUGGUCGGUCUAAGAGAGCUGCACUGUGCUUUCAAACAGUUUGACUGCGAUGGUGAUGGACAGAUCACUUUUGAGGAGCUGAAGGAAUCCACAAAGACGUUGCUCGGCGAGAAACUGAAGAAAGGAGAGCUGGAAGAAAUUCUGACAGACAUCGACCUCAAUGGAGAUGGGAAUGUGGACUUUGAUGAGUUUGUUAGGAUGCUGUCUAUUCGGUAGCUGAAUGUUUUUCCAUAUUUGAGAUCUGAAUCACCGAUCAUCAACCCACCAGCUUUCAUCACUAAAGUUGCUCAAUACAUUGUGUUUUUUUGACAUUACAUUAAAUUAGCAAAUGUACAGAGCAUGUAUUUGUAAUAAAAAUAAUAUUCCAGUGUUUUCUAUGGUUCUAUGGUGGAUUAUCUAAUAAGGACAGAGAACAUACGCGUGUUACGAAACAUCUGCUGUUGCAAAACCUGUGAAACUCUGCUGCCACUCAGUGGAGGAUUUUUGUGGCAAUA